AUGGAAGACGUUGCUUGGAAAUGUACGACGGCAUUUCUGCUGGGUGCCGCGACACACUAUUUCAUUUCAUCACACUUGCAGAAAGGAUCUUGCUCUCGAGCCUCGUCUCAGUCUUCCUUGGGCAGCUCCGACGAUUGGGAAGGCAAGGACUCAGCGAGCUGGGUGCCUCACAAGAUGGUCAUGUGUGUGCGCACAGAUUUAAAAAUGGGCAAAGGAAAAAUCGCUGCACAAUGCUGUCAUGCGACGUUGGGAGCGUACAAGCGCGCGCUUAAGAGGACACCAGAUGCUGUUCGUACUUGGGAAAAUCUUGGCCAAGCUAAAGUUUGCCUCAGAGUGGACUCAGAGGAGGAGAUGCUUGCUCUAGCUGAAAAGGCGGCGGAAUGUGGACUCGUUAACUACGUCGUGGUUGACGCUGGCCGAACGCAGAUUGCACCAGAGAGUAAGACGGUGCUGAGCAUUGGUCCCGCACCACUGAAGGCCAUUGAUGAGAUCACGGGACAUCUUAAACUCAUGUGA
Peronospora belbahrii is the source of this 516-nucleotide messenger RNA. NCBI's taxonomy places the organism in Eukaryota, Oomycota, Peronosporomycetes, Peronosporales, Peronosporaceae. The record is from the annotation of a GenBank genome assembly.